This is a messenger RNA of Sparassis crispa, 1536 nucleotides long. Its product is annotated as mRNA-capping enzyme subunit beta. Gene Ontology annotation, biological process: polynucleotide 5' dephosphorylation; 7-methylguanosine mRNA capping. The transcript has 12 exons. The record is from RefSeq and is a predicted model, not a curated record. The coding region runs from base 1 to 1536 and encodes 511 amino acids. Gene Ontology annotation, molecular function: polynucleotide 5'-phosphatase activity. Gene Ontology annotation, cellular component: mRNA capping enzyme complex. Lineage: Eukaryota; Fungi; Basidiomycota; Agaricomycetes; Polyporales; Sparassidaceae.
AUGGACAAGAGAGACUACAUCGACGUCGACGGCGAACACGACGCGGUGCGCCCGCCCAAACGCGCCCGCCACACUCCCGCGCCGGAUCCCUCUGCUCCCUCUACCUCGUACAAACCGCAGAAUGGAAACGGAUAUGCGGCGACACUUCCGCCGCUUUCGCAAUCUAUCCUAGGCGCGGAACCUCUCGACGAAUUUAUCCGCGAGGUCGCAGACUUCGUCCACGCCAUGAUCAAUUCCCGUCCGGAGGGAGCGGGCACCGUCGAAGUUGAGGCAAAGGUAGGCGUGUUGAGGGAUAAGGUGUCCGGCCAUCGUCUGCAGCUACCCGUUCUCGUCGAGACGAUCUUGCUGCCAAACUCCUUCGAAUAUCGUUUCGAGUCGAACAUGUCUGCGAUGCAGCAUAAACACUUCAAUACCCUUCUCAACGAUCUAAUGCUAUCGUCGAAGACGUCUUCAGCGCCAACGCCGUCCCCACUCACCUACACCCACCUCCGCCUUGUCGAUUCAUUCUACCAGGCCGACGGCCACGACCGCAUCCGCAUGACGCGUGACGAGAAGACGGGCGAGAUACACGCAUGCGUGCGCAAGGUGCGGCUAGGCGAUCUGGACAUUUACAGCCCGAAGCGUGCUUCAGACUGGCGUAUCAGCGUGAACGUGGAGAUACCGGUUCCUCCCCCGGUAGGAUCGGCGACACAUACCCGUCGGAAGGAUCGCAUGAGCUACACUCACGAAGAAUGCAUUAUCGACCUCACCCAAGUAACGUCGUCGUCUGCCGGACUAUCGUCCAAGCCCGAAGUCUUACACGAGCUCGAGGUUGAGAUCGCACGCCCGACGUACCUCCUGGCGACGUCUGCAAAGCGCGGCGAUCCUUCCGCAUCAGAAGCCGAGCGCAGUGCUUUCGACGAACUCAUUCGAGUGUUUGUCAACAACGCUAGGGUGUUAGCAAUAAUCCAGGGUCUUGCAAUUGCUGUACUAUUAGUACAAGUGUCGUUGAAGAUCCCUGCCGACGGUGCAUUAUUCCGGCGGCCUGCCUUCAACGCGUACCCGUUUUCUACCUGCACUAAAACCAACCCCUUGAAAACCGUUUUUACGGACCUUGCCUUCUGCUCUUCUUCUCCAAUCAAUGACCUCCAGGUGAAUCGAUGCCACACGAAAGGCGUCGUACUAGAUGUGGUCGCUGUCUCGCUCACCCGGUUCGGUGCGCUUGAAUCAUCUCCCAAUCUUCCAAUCCUCUCCUCCCCAUUGCUACUUUACUUGAUUCACGGCAGUACUACCUCAUUGCAAAGAUUCUUUGGUGGAACCCGUCAUUGCAUGUCAUGCUACGCUCAAACUGAAGCCAACUGCGGCGCGCGCAUGCAGCACAUUCUCAUGCCUAUUGACUUUGACAUCUAUUGGCGCAUCAUUGGGAAGACAAAGGUCGUCACCCAGUCGCCAUGUUGGUGCCAGUUGCAUAUCCGAAGUCCUGGCAGUGUUCGCCGCCCGAGUCUAUCCUUUUUGUCUAUUCUAAGUCUGUUCUGGUAUAACGUGGAGACAGAUUAG